Ananas comosus (pineapple) is the source of this 2539-nucleotide messenger RNA. RefSeq names its product fidgetin-like protein 1. The transcript has 13 exons. Gene Ontology annotation, molecular function: ATP binding; ATP hydrolysis activity. NCBI's taxonomy places the organism in Eukaryota, Viridiplantae, Streptophyta, Magnoliopsida, Poales, Bromeliaceae. The record is from RefSeq and is a predicted model, not a curated record. The coding region runs from base 183 to 2234 and encodes 683 amino acids.
AACACAACUCUUGUAGUCAUGAAUUUGAAAAUUUGAGAACCAAAAUUAAGCUUAAGCUAAAAUUUCGAGCACUAGUGGCGCAAUUUAUACAUUUUGAAAUCAAAAUUGCCUAGCGCGGAGGGGCUCCGGAGUUCAGUAUAAAAGGAGGGCUCGGCGCGAGGGCAAUACGAUGCACUGAAAACAUGACGGCGGAGACCACCACCGGCGGCGGCGGCGGCGGCGGCGGCGACGGCGACGGCGACGGCGGUGGGUGGCGGAGGGAGGCGGAGGAGAGGCUGAGGCGGCUCCACUCGCUCCUCUUCGGCGCCGACCUCGCCCUCGGGAGGGGCGACCCCGCCGCCGCCCGCUCCCUCUCCCUCCGCCUCCUCGGCCUCCUCCACCCCCAAACCCUAACCCUAGCCGCCGACGCCGCCCUCCUCGCCCCCAUCCGCGCCGACGCCGCCGCGGCGCUCGCAGCCGCCAGCCGCGCCCUCGCCCCCGACUCCGAUCGCCAGGCUUUCAAACAAGCAAGGAGAGAUGUUGGCCACGUUUUUGUGCAGAGAGGGGAUAUUGACAUAGAAAAGGUUAAGCAGUCAAAGUACUUUCGAGCUUUUCUACAUGAGUGCAAAGGGAACACUACUAAUCAUUCGAUCCAGUUAUGUCAACAAGCUGAGGAAAGUCAACUUGAUAGGCAACAUGAGAAGCUUAGUGCCAGAGCUACAAGACUUGUGACACAGACAAAAAUAACAUCAAUAUAUGGCAGCAAGCCCAUGAAGGCAAGCCACGUGCCUCAUAAGGAACCACUGAACUCAGACAGAAGCGUUUCUAAGGAGUAUAUUGAUGUUGACGGUGAGGCUCCAAUAAAUCAAAAUAGUUCACAGGCCGUCCCUGUUUAUUUGCAAGUUGAGGAAAAUCAAAAGCCUUCUACACUGGCUCUUAGAGUAAAACGUCGCCACACGGAAUUUACAAGCCCUAUCUGUGAGAAUGUACAUUCUCCAUCAAGCAAUGAUGAAGCUGAUACUACUUGCAAUGGAUUUGUAACAGCAAGGACAAAGUUGGAAAUGGAUGCUCGUCAGAGGCACGGGCUUAAGGAUCCUCCAGGUGCUUCUAUAUCCCCACAAAGUGAUUAUAACCCGAAUACGAGAAAUUAUGGCAUAAGGCCAGGUGGGAUUGCUCGCCGUGGAUUGCGUGGUAAUUUUGUUCCCCCAGUCAGAAAUAAUGGAGGGAAUACGGGUAAUAUGAUCAGCUCACGGGUUUCGGGGAAGUGUGAUGACUCAUUAGAAGAUUCAACUAGAAAAUGUUUAGACAUGCUUUGUGGUCCUGAUGGCGAGCUCCCUGAGAAGCUAAGAAAUUUGGAACCUCGACUUAUCGAGCAUGUUAGCAACGAGAUAAUGGAUAAAGACCCUAAUGUUCGUUGGGACGACAUAGCUGGUUUAGAGCAUGCAAAGAAAUGUGUGACAGAGAUGGUUAUAUGGCCUCUUUUACGUCCUGACAUAUUUCGUGGUUGUCGUUCUCCUGGAAGAGGCUUACUCCUGUUUGGUCCUCCGGGAACGGGCAAAACAAUGAUUGGGAAAGCAAUUGCUGGGGAGGCCAAGGCAACCUUUUUCUACAUAUCCGCCAGUUCAUUAACUAGCAAAUGGAUUGGUGAGGGUGAGAAGUUAGUGAGGGCACUCUUUGGGGUUGCAAGCUGUCGUCAGCCUGCCGUGAUAUUUGUAGAUGAGAUAGACUCGCUACUAUCUCAGCGUAAGUCCGAAGGUGAACAUGAAUCAAGUAGGAGACUCAAAACACAAUUUCUGAUUGAGAUGGAAGGUUUCGACAGCGGAAAUGAGCAAAUUCUACUUAUAGGGGCUACUAACAGACCUCAGGAGCUUGAUGAAGCAGCGCGCAGACGACUAACAAAGCGUUUAUAUAUCCCUCUCCCUUCGUCAGACGCAAGAACUUGGAUUGUGCGUAACCUAUUGGAGAAAGAUGGGCUUUUUACUCUCUCAGAGGAAGAUACUGCUGCUAUCUGCAAGUUAACUGAAGGUUACUCGGGAUCCGACAUGAAGAAUCUAGUGAAAGAUGCAUCUAUGGGCCCACUUCGAGAAGCCCUUAGACAGGGUUUUGAGAUCACAAAGCUUCGAAAGGAGGAUAUGCGCCCCGUAACUCUGAAGGACUUUGAAGAUGCACUGCAGGAGGUGAGGCCUUCAGUUUCCUUGACUGAGUUGGGCAUCUAUGAAGAGUGGAACAGACAGUUUGGAAGCUUAUCUAUCUAGUCACAUACACACACAUAUAUAUUAGUACUAAUCUACAGCUGUAUCUGAGUGGCAAAUAACAGCCUCUCUACUAAACAUUUUCUCUCAUCUUUUUACCAUUGCAAUUGUUUGUAUGACACACCUUUAGGAGACAUGGAAGCGAAGUGAGAAGUGGUAUCGGAAAAUUCUGUUUGUACAGUUUAGUUUAUCAUUGUAAUGGUUUGUAGAAUGCAACCUUUAUAACUGAUUUAGGGUUUGUUUGGUUUACCAUAACUCCGUAAGUUGUAGUAUUGUUUGACGAGGCACUACUUGUUAAGUACUACUAG